Messenger RNA from Nomascus leucogenys (northern white-cheeked gibbon), 10646 nucleotides. It is a transcript of the gene DSE, whose product is annotated as dermatan sulfate epimerase. The transcript has 6 exons. The record is from RefSeq and is a predicted model, not a curated record. Lineage: Eukaryota; Metazoa; Chordata; Mammalia; Primates; Hylobatidae. Bases 830 to 3145 code for a protein of 771 amino acids. Gene Ontology annotation, molecular function: chondroitin-glucuronate 5-epimerase activity.
ACCCGCCCGCGCCGGCCCGGUUCUUAGUAGCGCCGCCCGAGGCUGCAGCAGCGCAUCCCGGGGCGCGGCGCCCACCAGCACCCAUGGCGCGGCGAGGGCGCAGAGGGCUCGGUUCGGAGGGGGCCGGGAGCCCGGGCGCCCUGGAGUGAGGAGGACCGGGAGCUGGCUCUGGAGGCUGCGGAGGCGACGCCGGAGAGAACGAAGCCUCGGCUGGGAGCGGAUCUUUCGAAGAUGGUUUGGCUGCCUUGGAGAUUUGGAGAUCUGAUGCCACGAUGAGGACUCACACACGGGGGGCUCCCAGUGUGUUUUUCAUAUAUUUGCUUUGCUUUGUGUCAGCCUACAUCACCGACGAGAACCCAGAAGUCAUGAUUCCCUUCACCAAUGCCAACUACGACAGCCAUCCCAUGCUGUACUUCUCCAGGGCAGAAGUGGCAGAGCUGCAGCGCAGGGCUGCCAGCUCGCACGAGCACAUUGCAGCCCGCCUCACGGAGGCUGUGCACACGAUGCUGUCCAGCCCCUUGGAAUACCUCCCUCCCUGGGAUCCCAAGGACUACAGUGCCCGCUGGAAUGAAAUUUAUGGAAACAACUUGGGUGCCUUGGCAAUGUUCUGUGUGCUGUAUCCUGAGAACAUUGAAGCCCGAGACAUGGCCAAAGACUACAUGGAGAGGAUGGCAGCGCAGCCUAGUUGGUGAAAGAUGCUCCUUGGGAUGAGGUCCCGCUUGCUCACUCCCUGGUUGGUUUUGCCACUGCUUAUGACUUCUUGUACAACUACCUGAGCAAGACACAACAGGAGAAGUUUCUUGAAGUGAUUGCCAAUGCCUCAGAGUAUAUGUAUGAAACUUCAUACAGGAGAGGAUGGGGAUUUCAAUACCUGCACAAUCAUCAGCCCACCAACUGUAUGGCUUUGCUCACAGGAAGCCUAGUCCUGAUGAAUCAAGGAUAUCUUCAAGAAGCCUACUUAUGGACCAAACAAGUUCUGACCAUCAUGGAGAAAUCUCUGGUCUUGCUCAGGGAGGUGACGGAUGGCUCCCUCUAUGAAGGAGUUGCGUAUGGCAGCUACACCACUAGAUCACUCUUCCAAUACAUGUUUCUCGUCCAGAGGCACUUCAACAUCAACCACUUUGGCCAUCCGUGGCUUAAACAACACUUUGCAUUUAUGUAUAGAACCAUCCUGCCAGGGUUUCAAAGGACUGUGGCUAUUGCAGACUCAAAUUACAACUGGUUUUAUGGUCCAGAAAGCCAAUUAGUGUUCCUUGAUAAAUUUGUCAUGCGUAACGGCAGUGGUAACUGGCUAGCUGACCAAAUCAGAAGGAACCGUGUGGUGGAAGGUCCAGGAACACCAUCCAAAGGGCAGCGCUGGUGCACUCUGCACACAGAAUUUCUCUGGUAUGAUGCCAGCUUGAAAUCGGUUCCUCCUCCAGACUUUGGCACCCCUACACUGCAUUAUUUUGAAGACUGGGGUGUCGUGACUUAUGGAAGUUCACUACCUGCAGAAAUCAAUAGAUCUUUCCUUUCCUUCAAGUCUGGAAAACUAGGGGGACGUGCAAUAUAUGACAUUGUCCACAGAAACAAAUACAAAGAUUGGAUCAAAGGAUGGAGAAAUUUUAAUGCAGGGCAUGAACAUCCUGAUCAAAACUCAUUUACUUUUGCUCCCAAUGGUGUGCCUUUCAUUACUGAGGCUCUGUACGGGCCAAAGUACACCUUCUUCAACAAUGUUUUGAUGUUUUCCCCAGCUGUGUCAAAGAGCUGCUUUUCUCCCUGGGAGGGUCAGGUCACAGAAGACUGCUCAUCAAAAUGGUCUAAAUACAAGCAUGACCUGGCAGCUAGUUGUCAGGGGAGGGUGGUUGCAGCAGAGGAGAAAAAUGGGGUGGUUUUCAUCCGAGGAGAAGGUGUGGGAGCUUAUAACCCCCAGCUCAACCUGAAGAAUGUUCAGAGGAAUCUCAUCCUCCUACAUCCACAGCUGCUUCUCCUUGUAGACCAAAUACACCUGGGAGAGGAGAGUCCCCUGGAGACAGCAGCGAGCUUCUUCCACAAUGUGGAUGUUCCUUUUGAGGAGACUGUGGUAGAUGGUGUCCAUGGGGCUUUCAUGAGGCAGAGAGAUGGACUCUAUAAAAUGUACUGGAUGGACGAUACUGGCUACAGUGAGAAAGCAACUUUUGCCUCAGUGACAUAUCCUCGGGGCUAUCCCUACAACGGGACAAACUAUGUGAAUGUCACCAUGCACCUCCGAAGUCCCAUCACAAGGGCAGCUUACCUCUUCAUAGGGCCAUCUAUAGAUGUUCAGAGCUUCACCGUCCACGGAGACUCUCAGCAACUGGAUGUGUUCGUAGCCACCAGCAAACAUGCCUACGCCACAUACCUGUGGACAGGUGAGGCCACAGGACAGUCUGCCUUUGCACAGGUCAUUGCUGAUCAUCACAAAAUUCUGUUUGACCAGAAUUCAGCCAUCAAGAGCAGCAUUGUCCCUGAGGUGAAGGACUAUGCUGCUAUUGUGGAACAGAACUUGCAGCGUUUUAAACCAGUGUUUCAGCUGCUGGAGAAGCAGAUACUGUCCCGAGUCCGGAACACAGCUAGCUUUAGGAAGACUGCUGAGCGCCUGCUGAGGUUUUCAGAUAAGAGACAGACUGAGGAAGCCAUUGACAGGAUUUUUGCCAUAUCACAGCAACAGCAGCAGCAAACCAAGUCAAAGAAAAACCGAAGGGCAGGCAAACGCUAUAAAUUUGUGGAUGCUGUCCCUGAUAUUUUUGCACAGAUUGAAGUCAAUGAGAAAAAGAUUAGACAGAAAGCUCAGAUUUUGGCACAGAAAGAACUACCCAUAGACGAAGAUGAAGAAAUGAAAGACCUUUUAGAUUUUGCAGAUGUAACAUACGAGAAACAUAAAAAUGGGGGCUUGAUUAAAGGCCGGUUUGGACAGGCACGGAUGGUGACAACUACUCACAGCAGGGCCCCAUCACUGUCUGCUUCCUAUACCAGGUUGUUCCUGAUUCUGAACAUUGCUAUUUUCUUUGUCAUGUUGGCAAUGCAACUGACUUAUUUCCAGAGGGCCCAGAGCCUACAUGGCCAAAGAUGUCUUUAUGCAGUUCUUCUAAUAGAUAGCUGUAUUUUAUUAUGGUUGUACUCUUCUUGUUCCCAAUCACAGUGUUAGCACUGAAGCUAUAAAUUACCUGGUCAUUUUGUGAUCACAAGAGUCUAGCAAAAAAAAAAUUUCUUUACCCCAGAUUAUCAGAUUUUUUUCCCUCAUAUUCAUUUUAACAAAUUAAGGGAAGAUAUUUUGACACAAGAAAGCAGGAACAUGGAGAAAUUGGAGCAGGAAAAGAAUUUAUCAAAGCAAUAGAAAUAGCUUGGUGGUCCUAUGGUGUUUUUGGAAGUAUUUGGCAUUGCUAAUUGAGCAGUCCAUAUAGUACUACUUUUAGAAGAAACAAAAAGUCUGUUUUUUAAAGUAAUGUUUUUUCUUAUGAGAAAAAGGUUUAGAUAGAAUUGGGUUUUAUUAAUAUUAAUUUAAUGCUAUUAGCAAUUUCCAUAUACUAUAUUAUGGAAAAGACUGAAGAAUACAAUUCUGAGAAAUAUAAAAAAAUUUUAAUGGUAUAGUUAUGUUGAAAGAUAAAUGUUGCUAAGUCCUGGUAUGAUGGUGUCAGCUUCCUUGGGGAAGUACUUCUUGAGUUGUUUAACUAACAGGAUCUUUUACUACAGAUCUGGAUGGCUAUUCAGAUAACAGCAAAAAAUGAUAGCAAAAGAUCAUUAAAAACUUAAAAUAUAUUUUAUUAGACAACAUUUAUCUAUGAAUGAAUAUUUCCUUGAUGCUGGUCUCUGCACACAUAUACUUGGUUACUUGUAUGCAUUCACUGGUUGUUCAAUAAGUGAGAUGAUUACAGAUAACUUAAUACUGUAUUUUCCUUAUAUGGAAAACCGUUGUAGACCCAAUAACAGCUAAACCUUUCAAAAUAAAAUAUUUUCUAUUAUGAAUGUUGAUUUUCAUACCAAAGAAGAUGGAGAAUCUAAAAUUUGGAUAUGAUUCUUAUGUUUUUUUAAUAGAAAACCUUCAAGUUUAUUUUCCUAAAUAAACAUCAUAAUUGUAAAUUUUCUCUAGUAUUCUUCUUCUUUGUUCCAUUAUAUUCAAAAUGCAUUAACAUUUUCCAAAAUUUUUGAAGAGAGAUCUUUAUUUGGACGUGUGUUCAUUAAAUAUAUAAAGUAGUGUUUAAAUCAAAAGAAGUAUUUUUCUCUGCUUAUUAACCUUAAUUGUUGUUUAAGCAUAUUUUAAAUAUUUAAAACAAUAGCCAACUUCUGAUAUUUAAGUAGCACCCAACUUUUAAAAGCAUAAAAUUUUCAGUCAACUCCUCAGAAGGUAACAGCAGCAUAGAAUACUAGAAAAAUAAUCCAUAGUUUCUACUUUAGCAUAAGAAAAUGAUAUACUUAAAAGGAACUUAAUCAUCAUACAUUCAGCAUAUUUGAGUCAUAUAUUUCUCCUUUGAAAUUGAAAAUAUGUUCAGCUCAAAUUUUACAGUAAGGACACACUCACUGAUUUAUAGGUGUAAAGUAACAACAGUAACCUUUCCUCUUACUUGCUCUUUUAGUUCACAGCAAUACCAGUAUGUAAACGAAAGACGAGUUGGAGAAACUUAUAAGUACCUUUCUGCAGUUCUAAUUUGAACCUUCUUGCAUAAAGAAAACACAAGGUUGACUUUUAACUGUGCUUCACUUAUUAUGCUUGGAAUCUAGAAAACGACUUCUGAGGAAGUAAUUUUUUUCCCCUCUCAUGGAAAGUCUCUAGGGAGGAUGUCAUUACACACUGUUUAAAAGAAUAAUGUUUUCAAAAGAAUAAUGCUUCCGUUUGUCCUGCAUGGAUGCUCUUACUAGGAUUUAAACUUGCUUUAUGUGACAGAUUCUCUGUUUACUUAACCUCACUCAACAUUCCUCUCUUUUACUCUUUCUCACUCAAAAGAAUGAACUGUCUGAAAUGAUCAAAAGGAAAUUUUGAAAGAAAAAAAAAAGGAAAAUUACUCUUUGAGGUUACCAAGCAAACCUGAUCUCAGAUCCAAACUGAGACAUACUUUCUAACAGAGAUGAAAAGUGCAAGUGAGUGCCAAACUCGCUUUUCUUUUGUUUUCAUUAGGUUAAGGCUAGACAAUACGUUAGUCACCACAGCAUGAUCUAGUGUAACAUAUUAAUUCAUUUUAAAGUAGUUUUUUAAAAAUACGCAUCUUUAAGACAAAAUGAAUUAAAAUUAUGUGGUUUUUUUUUCUUCUAAUGAACUGGUAUUUAUUCCCUUAAAAAGAAACUUCCUCAGGCAGUGACUUAAGUGGUUAAGUGAAAAAAAAAAAAAAUGCUGAAACAAAUCACAGCUCUUCAUAAUGAAACAUGUUUUUUUUAUCAGGGAUAGCUCAUAUUUGAGUAAAACUAGGGAACUUUUUGUAACUUGAAAACAAAGCAAUGUUAAAUCUCCCUUGAAACUGAGUAAUCAAUUAUGGAAUCUGUUUCAAUGCUGCUCACUAUGGCAGGAGUGUUUCAAGUUCAUUGAAUAAUAUGUGAGCUGUUGUUCAGGGGAUUGGCAGAACUCUUGGUCCUAGCCUUAAAGAAAAUUUGAGAAUCACUAGCAUACAGAGCUUGUCAGUGCAGUAAAAGUGGUAUAUUCCUGGGAAGCUGAGGUGGGAGUAUUGCCUGAGCUUAGGAGUUCUAUGCUGCAGUGAGCUAUGACUGUGCCACUGCACUCCAGCCUUGGAGACAGAGUGAGACCCUGUUUCUCUUUUUUUUUUUUUUUAAGUAUAUUCCCUUGUUUGUAACUGAUUAGCUUAUUUCAGUUGAUGGUAGAUGAGACCUGUGGUGGUGGAUGAGACCCAGAAUCUUCAGAGAGAACAUUCUUUUGAGAACGUUGUUUUAAUUGUCAAAGUCAGGUGGAAGACCGUGUUCUGGAACUAUUUUAAUUAUUAAAAUGUGUCACCUAAGAUAAUGAAUUCUUCCACAAAUAUUUUAGUCAUAGUUUUUAAGUACCACAUAUUCUAAGGUUAUCAGAAAAUAUGUCUUAACAGAAUGUUUUGCAUACUGAAUAAUUUGUUUUUGAAAAGGAAAAUUUACAUUUGACUUACUCAGUUUUUAAAAAAUUAUUUUUAUUUCUAGAGACACAGUCCUUUCUGCAUCACCCAGGCUGAAAUGUAGUGGCAUGAUCAUAGCUCACUGCAGCCGCAAACUUCCCAUCUUAAGCGAUUCUUCUGCCUCAGCCUUCCAAAGUACUGGGAUUAGAGGCAUAAGCCAUCAUGCCCAGCCAAGUUAAAAUUUUUGAUAGUUCACAAACCACUCACAAAAGAAUCUGAAAUUUCCCCAAGUGUUAAGAGAAUGCAAGCUAUGAAAUGCUAUCUUUGUAAUCUUAAAAGUAAAUUCAUGUGUUUUCUUAAAAAUAUAGAACAAGAUUAAAAUGAAUAUAGUCAUAGGUAUGAGGGGCAUGUAAUUUAUCUUCCAACUGGAGAUACCUUUGAGAGUUAAAGGAGGAGCAAUUAAUUGUUAUUCCAGGACAACAGAAAUAAAUCGAAAUUAUACUAGGUGAACUGGGACAUAUGGUCAUCUUUGUCAUAGCUUAAUUCCGGAAAAAAGGAGUUAGGGAAGUGUGAAGGUCUAACUCAAAGUUUGGUGCUUUUUAAGCAAGUUUAAGGAACUUGAGAUGACCUGAUUGAGACUCCUAAAUCUACAGAUGAGGAAAGCAAGCCUCAAGCAAGGGGGGCCUGAUCCUUUCCCUGUUCCCUGUGUAUUCCCUGUCUGUGGCAAAGCCCAUUGGCUUGAUUCUCUUCUCUUUAGCUUCAUGUUGAGAAGUAGUUUCUUUCUGCAGUUUAUGUAAUUUACUGGCAAAAUGACGUAUUUUUUUUCAGCCAUGUUUCAGCUAGAUAUUUACUUUAUGCAUGUAAUGUCAAUGAAGUACUCAUAAGUUUUCAAGAAAUGACUGAUAUAAAUCAUACAUUCCACUACAUAGUCUAAAUAUUUAGUUUUUGGUCAUCUAUUUUAAUAUGUUCAAAUUCUGUUAAGACGUAGUCACUAUGUGAAGAAUAAAAAUAGGCAAAGUUGCAUUAUGACUUUUCUUCUUGUAUAUACAGUUUCCCUCUUGGUUUUGGGAUUUUUUUAAUUGAAUUUUUAUUUGGCAUAAAUUAUAAACAUACAUGAUUGUAAAAGUAAAAUAGUACUAGAAGGCUUAUUUAAAAAACAAAACAAUCCUCUGUCCCUUCCCUUCUCAUUCUUAGCUUGUACUUCCCAGAAGUAACCAAUUUCUAAUGCUUUGGCUGUUACAUAUAUUGUGUACUUGUUUACAAUAAGGUCUAAAACUACCUACUAAUGAAGAUUUAGCUCUCUUACCCAUUCUUUAUACUUCUUGGAAGAUAAUAGGUGCUAUGGAGGGAAAAGUCAGGGUAAGGAGACUGGGAAGAGGAGGCCAUAAUUUUAAAUGUGGUGAUCAGGCUAGGCUUUAUUGAUGUCUCCACUUCCAUUCUGUGUGUCAUUUUGAAAAUCUGUUUGCUGUUAAUUUAACGGGGUUUUAGGAAGGAACUGAAGGAAAUUUAUAUAUUGAGUGCAGUAUGUUUAAAUGGAAGUCCCACAUCACUUUUCAGUUGAGUUAACAAAUAACGAAUGACAAUAACAUAUUUACAGAGCAUCUACUAUAUGCCAAGUAUUGUUUUAGGAACUGAAGAUAUGGUAGAGAAUAGGAAUAAUAAAAGCUGGCCCUCGUAUAGUUUAUGUUCUAGUGGGAGCAGAUAAUAACAGUAAUAGUGCAGGAUGUCAAGUAGUGGUAAGUACCGUGGAGAAUAAAGCAAGGGGAGGGGAUGUAAGGUGAUGGUGAAUUGGUACUGUCCCAUAAACAGUGGUUUCUGAUGUGAUUACUUAUGAUCAGACACUUGAAAGAAAUAAGGGAAUGAAUCACAGGGACAUCUAAGAGAGAGGAGCAUUCCAGAUAGAACAGCAGUUCGAAGGCCCUGAGCUCAGUAUGUGUUUGUUGUAUUCAGGACUAGGAGGCCAGUGUGGCUAGAGCAGAGUGGGGGAGGAGAGGGUGAUAGGAAUAGGAUCAGAUCAUACAUGCCCUCACAGACUGCAGCAAAGACUUAGAUUAUGAGUUGGGGAGUCAGUUGCAAUGAACCGAGAUGUGGCUGACUGCAGGAGGAAUAAGUAGUAGGAAGUGGGUCCAGGAGGUUGUUUUAGCCAUGUUAAGUUUAAGAUACUUUCUAAAAAUCCAAGUGGAGAUGUACCAGCCUGGAAUCCAGGGGCAGGCUCUGGCUGAAGAUGUAAUUGUUGGUGCCUUCUUAAAGGUUAAACAGAAAUUUACUAGCUGUGUGAGAGGAGAAGUGCAUUCUGGGUAAAUGGAAUAGAAUAAAGAAAAAAGUACGAAAAAGCAAACCUGGUUCAGGAAUUCUCCAGACUGGUGGUGUUGGCCCACAGGGUGUGUGAUGGAGAAUGGGUGACGAUGAAACUGAAAAGGCAAGCAGGAAGGCUAUUGUGCAGGACUUUGUAGGACAUGCUAAGGAAUCUGGACUUUAUUCUGCCAUGACGGCUGCUCAACCAUUUUUAUGCCUCAGCGUAACUGAGGGCUACAACAUAACACCCAUCACUCAACAAGCAUGGCAGCAAUUUUCGUGGGAUAGGAAAUGUGUAUGGGAGCAAAAGGGACAUGGGUGAGGGGCGGUGAUGAUGCCACAUAUACCUGUGUGUGUGUGAAGCUUUGAAAAAUCCCUGAGAUGGUUCUGAUAUGCCCCCCAUAUUCCAUAUGUUUACUCCCUGAGGCGAAGUGGGGCAGGGAGGGAGUACCCUCUACUUAGAAAUCGCUGCAAGCAGUGGCAAGCCAUUAAAGAAUUUUCUGUUUAAAUAAUCAGAUUUGCAUUUUAGAAAGGCAAUUUUAGCUUCAGUGUAGAGGGUGGACCCAAUGGGGAAGAGGUUAGGAUGCCAUUUCCAUAGUCUGGGUAGAAGACAAUUAGCUCCUUGAAUAAGUCUGGAGAGGGAAUGUUUAACUCCUAGCCCACAGGCAAAAUGUGUGGCCAAAGGAAUGCAUAUUUUGUGAAAGUAUUGAUCAGAAAGAUAAUGAGUCAAGGAUCCCUAAUGGUAUAUGUGUCUGAGUCUUAUUUAUUGUAAGAAAAGCAUGGUUGCCUGCCAUGGCUCUGCUCCAGUCACCCUGACUAUCCCUUAAUAAGCCCGGGAAAUUGUUCAAAUAUUUCUGCCAUUUGUAUUUUCAGCUUGCCUUGUUCAGGGACUUCACCUAGAAUGGUAUAGCUGGAGUACAGGGUGUGUAUGUAGUGGCGGGUGAUAGAAAAUGAGACUGGAAAAGCAGACCAGGCUCCAGGGCAGGAGGGUCUCUUUUCCUCACUCCAUUUAAUUUAAAAAAGAGAUAGUUCCAAUUAUAUAAGCAUUGUGAUUAAUGCAGGCAGUUGGAGUACUUUCUAAAUCAGAAAAGUAAAAGUCCUGCUCCUUCUACAUAUCUCUAGAAAUUUGUUAUGGGGAAGUCUUUAUCAAAGAAUGUUCCUAUGAUUUCAGUAGAAUUUCUUAAGAAAAGAGCUUCUAAAAACAUUCAGUCAGCCCAGCACAUUCCAAAUUAAAUAAUGAGAAUUGUGUUUAGUAUUUAUUUAGGAAUUCUUUUCUGAACAAAAAAAUGUUUUCAAUGGUCUAGGCACUUCCUUUUUCUUCCAAAGAAAUGGUAAUAACAGGACACUAGAAGUACCUUUCUGUGUAAAGCGAACCUUGUCAGUUUUCCUUACUUUGUACUUUUCAGUCUCUGUUGUUUACCAUUUUUGUCCAGGAUCAGAGACCUCCAGUAAAAUAAAAGGAACUUCUGUUUAUUGCCUCCUUGAUAAUCUUGACUUCUAAACUCCUUUACUCCUCUCUUGAAAGAAUUUGUUUUACUGACAAAAGAAUGGAUCCAGGUCAUUUAGUAGAGUUCUGAAGAGAAUUCUUAGAGCACUCUAUAUAUUCAAACCUCCGUAUUUUUUGAUACAAAAAGGACUGAUGAAAGGAAGACAUGAUUCUUUUGAAAGAUUAAUUCACAGAAUUUUUUAUCACAGUUGAAAUAUCAAUUGCAAUAACAACUGAAAACUGAUUGCUAUUACUGAACACUGCCCUUAGGUGGCUCACUCUUAGGAGACACAAAGUCACUGGACUACAAUCCUUUAGGGCGGGGAUUGUGUCUCUUGCUCGUUGUAUAUACAUGGUUCUUACACAGUGCCUGGCAUUCAAAAAAUGCAUUCAAAAAAAUUUGGUAUUCAAAAAAUGCUUGAUGAAUUGACUGAUUGACUGCCUGAAUGAAUAAAUAAAUUGGUGGAUUAAUGACUGAAUGGAGUACGGAAGACUGUGGUCCCAGAAGACCUUAACAUUGAGCUUGCUGCAGACUGAAUGUUUGCCUCCUUUCAAAAUUAAUAUGUUGAAACCUAAUCCUUAAUGUGAUAGUAUUAAGAUGUGGGGCCUUUGGAAAGUGAUUAGUUUAUGAAGGUGGAGCCCUUGUGAAUGGGAGUAGUAUUCUUAUAAAAGAUACCCCAGAGAGGUACCUUGUCCCUUCCAACAUGUGAGGCUACAGUGAAAAGAUGGCCAUCUGUGAACCAGGAAGUGAGUCCUCACCAGAUACCACAUCUGCUGUGCUUUGAUCUUGGAUUUCCCUGUCCCCAGAACUGUGGUAAAUAAAUUUCUGUUGUUUGUAA